GAUGUGGUUGUCUCAAUCCGGCAACAAGUCACAAACCAAUACGUUAGAGAAUGCCUUGCGAAGAAUAGGGAGAGAAGAUAUAAUACCCCAGUGCCUAAAUGUUGACCAUGCUGGUCCAACAAUAACUAGGAUAAAACACGAGGAGAUAGGAACAUAUAGACUGAAAAAAGAUAUAGAUAGUAUAGACAAUGAUGCUGUGAGUGAUGAAGUGGGCCAAAGGGUGAGAGCAGAUAGACAAGAAGCUAAAGUAAAAUUGGAAUUUUUCGAUAAAUACUCAGCCGAAGAGAAAGAAAUAGAGAAAUCAGAGGAAGAAGACGAAGAAACGUUCGACAAGCCUGUGGCAGAGCGCAGAGAACAAAUACAAAAACGUUUAUCGGCCGAGAGAACAAUUCCUGCUUCUUCACAACGUCGUGAAAUUGUUCAGGAGAUCACAACAAUAAAAGAACAAAACUUGGUCGAAGACAAAAUCGCGGAAGUUCAGCAGAAAGUAAAAACCACAGAUGAACAAACGAAAACUAUAACAACAAAAACAGUCUCGAUCGACGACAAAACUGUUACACCUGAAACAAAAACGGUAUCAAGGACCAUCGAAAUAAAAACCACAAUUCCAUCUGAUUCGAAAGUCCUCGAAACUGUUUCAUACAAGGAAUCACAAGAACCGAAAUCAACUACGGUGAAGGAGACCCGCACAUUCAUAUCAGAUAUAUCGCAUAAGACCGCAGGAGAUUCGGAGCUUUUGGAGGGAGUAACGCAGAGCUUUGAUAAGAAGAAAAUUAUGCCAAAAUUGAUCGCAGAUGAAGAUCCCAAAUCCCCGAAGUUCUCCAAGACUCCCCCUCCAAGCCCAGCUGACUUCAUAUUACGAGAACGAGCAGCCACAGUCCAAGCAAGUGCGUCUCCUCAGGACGACGACGAUUCUUUGGAUACUGAUGGCUUCCGCGAAGACGAGUGCAUUUUAGAAACACCCACACCAGACGAGAAACGUAUGUCUUCCCAGGAAUAUCUGAAUGACUAUGCAACUACACUUUCCAAAGAAAUAGAGUCACAAGAAGUGACUUCUUAUGACAACAUCCGUCAGUACUAUCAAUAUCAGUCCCAGUUCUUUGCGGGACAACGUAAACGUUUAGCUUCUACCGAAGAUCUAGAUACAGAUGUGAUAGAUUCUACCUCUAACUUACUGCCUUCGAUUGAACCUGAUAGUGAGUUAACGGAAAUUGUGAAUAUAGGUUUAGAUAGUUCUAAGUUGAAUGAGACUGACGUGGUUCGCCCCGGCCAAUUGAAUAUCCACAGUUUUGUUUCUCCGGAAGAAAAGGGUGCUAAGGAUUCAAAACGGCCGGAGGACUGGGAAAGAAAGGAAAGAAAAAAUGUGGAAAGACUUCAAGGUGGAGGCGGAAAAGAUAAAAUACCGCCCUCUGAAGAAAAGAUCAAUUUGAAAUCCACUCCAGACAAAAAAAUUUCUAUAGCGUAUUCGACAGCUGAAAAGGAAAUCAAAAAGGUCGCAGCCAAAGGUCCUGAAGAAGACGUUGUAGAAAUUGUUCAAAAGUCGAGUGAUGCAAAAAAAAUUGAUGACAACAAUCAGUUUUCGACAAAACCAACCAUAAAACAUAAAUACGAUAAAUACAAACAUGUGGAUAGAAGUACCUCUCCACAACUCAAUACGUGUAUCACACCUUCUCCAGAUGAUUCUCCUCCAACUGUGAAAGAUGAAUCGAAGCCAACUUUAGAGCUCAUCAUCGGACGUAAAGAGGUUCGCACAAAAGAAGCCUUAGCAACUGCUGAAAGUCGUUUAACGUUAUACGGUACUAAAGACGUAGAAAUUUCUAUAAAAUCUCAAUCACAUAUUUGCGUCACAACAACUAGGAGAGAUAACUCGGGGACUGAAACAUCUGAAAGAUUUGAUGUUGGAAUAUCUACGACAGCAAGUAGAGAGAAGCACUCUCCACAAUAUAUAAUACCGCCAGUGACUGUAUUGGAGUCCACCCAGAAGAAACGCGAAGAAACGGUGAACUUCAGUGGUACUAAACAAAUAUACACUUACGACGAAAACUCAUUAUCGCAGGCAGUGUCUCCUUUGAGCGAAAGCUUGUCUCAUCACAUAACAGAUACGGGUAUAUCACUAACAAGAGAUCCGACGACGGGUAGUAUCACCAGCACUGCUAACCAACCUCAAGGUUCGUUAGGGGGAUUGCAGACUACGGGAUUCAUUUCUGAUACAGCCGUGGAGGAAGAAAUUGAAGAGCUUGAGUGUACAGAUGCGGGCCUCAGCCCAAUUCAAGUCGAUGAGCUUUCACAUCACGUCAUAGAUGAGUCUGUAAUACAAUUCACUGAUGCUGGUACCAGCCCAGUAGAAUUUUUAGAGUCUUCAUCUAUUCCUUUAUCCCAAGUUGAUACAUCUGAGGCUGCUACCAUUACCGAUCGUAUCGAUAUGAAAGAUUCAUCUUGUAGUCCUAUAAAACCAGAAGAAAGCCCACCUCUAUCAUCUGCUGAAAAGCUCAAAGAUGAAGAAAUUCUAGCAAAAAGACGGGGAUCUGGGGAUGUCAAGGCUAGAGUGAAAAUGCUGGAGGAACAAGUGAGUAAAUCACCACAAAAAGAUUACUUCAGAAAAAAGAGAGAUGUGGUUGAUUCUGAAGAUGAAAUGUCUAGUAUGAAAGAAGAAGAAGCAAAUUUCAAGGGUUCUACUGAGACUCUAGCUCAAUUAGACGAUGAAGAAUACAAAAUGGAAGUUAUUACUGAACAACAUGUGAAAGAAAGGAUAGAAGAAACAUUUUCAGAUACGGAAGAUAUCAAAUCAAAAUAUUCAACUCCUAGUCACACUAAGCAUGUCGGUAAAAAAAUUGCGGAGUUACAGAAAAUUUUUUCUAGUGAAGCUGAGAGCAGCUUCGAUGAAGACACUUCCAGCAAGGGACAACCUAAAGAGAAAGAAGAUAUAGCUGUUAAUAAAUGGUCUUCAGAAGCAUCUAAAGAUUCCUUGGUUCAGAUUGAAGAAAAAGUUAUGCUCAAACCAGAUAGGAAAAAAUCUAUUCAAAAAUUGGAACCCAAAGAAAAAUUUUCAAAAGAAGAAAAAGAAUCUAGUGAAGAAAAAUAUACAUCUGUCAAGGAUAAGAAGUCAAUAUUUGAAGAAUUGAUAUCGAGAUCACAAGAAACAACUCCAACAAGAAAAAUCAGAAGACAGUCAAUAGAAGAAAUAAAAAAACCUCUAGAAGAUCGAAGGGGACAUAUUGAACAACACGUAACAGAAAAUUUAAUGCAAGCCCUCACAACAGAAAAACCACCUGAUAAAUUUGUAGAAACAAAAGAGAGGGAAUUCACCACCGAGGAAUUGAAUGCAUGCCUCACGGCUCUAGAAGAACAAGUUAUUAUCGAUGCACCAAAAAAAAUUAAAAAAAUGAUACAGAACAUCGAAGAAAAGGAUAAACAGUCUGAUGGAACGUGUGUUGAACCUGUUUGUGUCAAAGUUCGCAUCGACAAAAAAAUUCCAGGAAUGAAGGAACAAGCUUAUCAGGAAUAUUACAAAGGAAGUGACCAAAAAGUAGAAACUGAUUCAUCUUUCCAAAUGCCAAGAGAGGUUUGUAAAUUAUUGAACGACCAAACAAAAAUAAUAGAGAGUAUAAGCGGCGCUAGUAUGGAAGUGUCUGAGACACCAUGUGUCAAACAGAAUAUUCAUGAACUCCAUCCAAGCCAAGCCGAAAAUGAAGCUGAAAUAACACCCAUACAGAGUGAGAUUAUAAAAGAAGCCAUAGUCUCUCACGCCAUACUUGUUUCCACCAUAGCGCUUCCUGCAGCUAUAGUGGAAUCUAGAGAAUUAUCUGUUUUAUUAUCACCUGCAGAUACUGUAUGUAUCAGCGAGAAAACGUCACCCAAGUUACUGAAUCUGAAAGAAAUCGACGCUAACGUGCCAACCAAUGAACAAGAUGUGCGUAAAAUUAUGUCAGAAGUUUUGGAGGCUUCCAAACAAAUUCGUGAAGAUGUGAAAGAACUUAAACCAGACCUAACGCCAACACCGGAAGGGCAACUAAUCACAAUGUUACCUUCAGAAGCAACGGGAUCUUCAUAUGACAUAUCUGGAAAAAUGGUUCCAGAUUCAAAAGAACAUCUCGAAGUAGAAGUUGAGGAAGUCACAAUAUUAACGGAAGAAGUCAGAAACUUCGAAAAUAUUGAGAAAACAGACGAACAGAAACCUGAAUCACCUGAAGUCUCAGAAAAACAAAUUGUUCCGAAAGAAACUAUAUCUGUUAUAGCCUCACCUGAAAAAUCUGGCAAAGAUAAACCAUUCGAAGUUAUUGAUAAGGAAGAUGAAAGGGAACAUCAAUUAUCUGGAGUCUCAGACGAACAUAUUGCCUCGAAAGAAAAUAUAUCUGAUGUAGCCUCACCAGAAAAAGCUGACAAAGAAAAACCAUCUGAGAAAAAGGUUACAGAUUUGGAGGAACAGCCUUCGGGAAAGGUUGAGGAAGUGGUAACAACGAUAACAAAAGAAGUCAAAACAUUUGAAAUCAUUGAAAAGAAAGAUGAGAAAAAACAUGAAUCACCUGAAGUCUUCGAAAAACAUAUUGUUCCGAAGGAAAAUGAAUCUGUUGUAGUCUCACCUGAAGAAGCUGGCAAAAGACAACCACUUGAAAAACUGGUUCUAGAUUUGGAGAAACAGGCCACGAAAAAGGUUGGGGAAGUGAAAACCAUAACAAAAGAAGUUGAAACUCUUGAAAUCAUCGAAAAAAUAGAUGAGAGAGAACCUGAAUCACCUGGUAUCUACGAAACAUUUAUUGUUUCGAAACAAACUGAAUCUUCUGUAGUUUCACCUGAAGAAGCUGACAAAGAAGAACCAUCUGAAAAACUGGUCCCAGAUUUGGAGGAACAGCCCACGGAAAAGGUUGAGGAAGUCAUAUCAAAAACAAAAGCAGUCAAAACUUUCGAAGUUAUUGAAAAGAAAUAUGGGAAAAUACCCAAAUCACCUGAGGAUGUAAAAAAACAUAUUGUUUACGUUUCACCUGAAAAAGAUGACAAAGAAAAAUCAGCUGAUGAAAUGGUUCCAGAUUUGGAGAAACACCCUACGGAAAAGGUUGAGGAAGUCAUUACCACGACAACAAAAGAAGUCAAAACUCUUGAAGUUUUGGAAAAGGAAGAUGAAAUAGAACCUGAAUCAUCUGGGGUCGUAGAAAAACUGUUUAUUCUGGAAAAAAUUGAAUCUGCUGUAGUCCCAUCCGAAAAAGCUGAUAAAGAAAAAACAUCUGAAAAAAUGGUUAUAUAUUCGGAGAAACAGCUCAGGAAAAAGGUUAAGGAAGUCAUAAAAACAAUAACUGAAGAAGAAAGAACUCCUGAAAUCAUCGAAAAAAAAGAUGAACAUAUUGUUCCCAAAGAAACCAAAUCUUCUGUAGUCUCACCUGAAAAGGAUGCCAAAGAAAAACCAUCGGAAAAACUGGUUCUAGAAUUGGAGAAACAGCGCACAGAACAGCUUGAGGAAGUCAUAACAUCAAUAACAAAAGAAGUUGAAACUUCUGAAGUUAUUGAAAAGAAAGAUGAGAAAAUAUCCGAAUCACCUGAGGACGUAGAAAAACAUAUUGUUCUCAAAGAAAUUAAAUCUGCCGUCAUCUCACCUGAAAAAGAUGACAAAGAAAAAUCAUCUGAACAUCCCACGGCAACUAUUGAGGAAGUCAUUACCACGAUAACAAAAGAAGUCAAAACUCAUGAAAUUAUUGAAAAUAAAGAUGAAAUAAAAUCUGUAUCACUUGAGGUUGUAGAAAAACAUAAUGUUCUGGAAGAACACAUGUCUUCUGUAUUUUCUCCUGAAAAAGCUGACAAAGAGGAACCAUCUAAAAGGCUUGUUCCAGAUUUGAAGAAACAGCCCACGGAAAAGGUUGAGGAAGUCAUUACAACAAUAACAAAAGAAGUCAAAACUCCUGAAAUUAUUGAAAAGAAAGAUGAAAUGAAACCUGAAUCACCUGAUGUUGUGGAAAAAUAUAUUAUUCCGGAAGCAACUAAGUCUCCUGUAGUCUCACCUGAAAAAGCUGACGAAGAAGAACUCUCUGAAAAGCGGGUUCCAGAUUUGAAAAAACAGCCCACGGAAAAGAUUGAGAAAGUCAUUACAACAAUUACAAAAGAAGUCAAAACUACUGAAGUGAUCGAAAAGGAAGACGAAAUAAAACCUGAAUCACCUGAGGUUGUAGAAAAACAUAUUGUUCCGGAAGAAACUAAGUCUUCUGUAGUCUCACCUGAAAAAGCUGACAAAGAAGAACCAUCUGAAAAGCUGGUUCCAGAUUUGAAAGAACCGCCCACGGGAAAGGUUGAGGAAGUCAUUACAAAAAUAACAAAAGAAGUCAAAGCUCCUGAAGUUAUUGAAGAGAAAGAUGAACUAAAACCUGAAUCACUUGAGGUUGUAGGAAGACAUAUUGUUCCGGAAGAAUGUAUACCUACUGUAGUCUCACCUGUAAAAGCUGACAGAGAAGAGCCAUAUGAAAAGCUGGUUGCAGAUUUGAAGAAACAACCCACGGAAAAGGUAGAGGAAGUCAUUAGCACAAUAACAAAAGAUGUCAAAACUCUGGAAAUUUUGGAAAAGGAAGAUGAAAUAGAACUCGAAUCACCUGAAGUCUUCAGAAAACAUAUUGUUCCGAAAGAAAUUAAGUCUGCUGUAGUCUCACCUGAAAAAGAUGACAAAGAAAAACCAUCUGAUAAAAUGGUUCCAGAUUUUGAGAAACACCCUACGGAAAAGGUUGAGGAAGUCAUGACCACGAUAACAAAAAAAGUCAAAACUCAUGAAAUUAUUGAAAAGAAAGAUGAAAUAAAAUCUGUAUCACUUGAGGUUGUAGAAAAACAUAAUGCUCUGGAAGAACACAUGUCUUCUGUAUUUUCUCCUGACAAAGCUGACAAAGAGGAACCAUCUAAAAGGCUUGUUCCAGAUUUGAAGAAACAGCCCAUGGAAAAGGUUGAGGAAGUCAUUACAACAAUAAUAAAAGAAGUCAAAACUCCUGAAAUUAUUGAAAAGAAAGAUGAAAUCAAACCUGAAUCACCUGAGGUUGUAGAAAAACAUAUUGUUCCGGAAGAAACUAAGUCUUCUGUAGUCUCACCUGAAAAAGCUGACAAAGAAGAACCCUCUGAAAAUCUUGUUCCAGAUUUGGAGAAACAGCCCUCGGCAAAGGUUGAGGAAGACAUAACAACUAUAAUAAAAGAAGUCAAAACUCCUGAAGUCAUUGAAAAGAAAGAUGAAAUAAAACCUAAAUCACCUGAGGUUGUAGAAGAUCAUAUUGUUCCGGGAAAAACUGAGUCUCCUGUAGUCUCACCUAAGAAAGCUGACAAAGAGAAACCCUCUGAAAAGCUUGUUUCAGAUUUGGAGAAACAGCCCUCGGAAAAGGUUGAGGAAGACAUAACAACUAUAACAAAAGAAGUCGACACUCCUGAAGUUAUUGAAAAGAAAGAUGAAAUGAAACCUGAAUCACCUGAGGUUGUAGAUAAACAUAUUGUUCCGGAAGAAACUGAGUCUUCUGUAGUCUCACCUGAGAAAGCUGACAAAGAGGAACUCUCUGAAAAGCUUGUUACAGAUUUGAAGAAAAAGCCAACGGAAAAGGUUGGGGAAGUCAUUACCACGAUAACAAAAGAAGUCAAAACUCUUGAAGUUUUGGAAAAGGAAGAUGAGAUAAAACCUGAAUCACUUGAGGUUGUGGAAAAACGUAUUUUUGCGGAAGAAUCUAAACCUAAUGUACUCUCACCUGUAAAAGCUGACAAAGAAGAACCAUGUGAAAAACUGGUUCCAGAUUUGAAGAAACAGCCCACGGAAAAGGUUGAGGGUGUCACUACAAUAAUAACAGAAGGAGUCAAAACUCCUGAAAUUAUUGAAAAGAAAGAUGAAAUGAAACCUGAAUCACCUGAGGAUGUAGAAAAACAUAUUGUUCCGGAAGAAACUAAGUCUUCUGUAGUCUCACCUGAAGAAGCUGACAGAGAAGAACCCUCUGAAAAUCUUGUUCUAGAUUUGGAGGAACAGAUCACGGAAAAGGUUGAGAAAGUCAUACCUACAAUAACAAAAGAAGUGAAAACUCCUGAAGGUAUUGAAAAGAAAGAUGAAAUAAAACCUGAAUCACCCGAGGUUGUAGAAAAACAAAUAAUUCUGGAAGAAUCUAAACCUACUGUAGUCUCACCUGAAAAAGCUGACAAAGAAAAACCUUCUGAAAAGCUUGUUCCAGAUUUGGAGAAACGGCCCUCGGCAAAGGUUGAGGAAGACAUAACAACUAUAACAAAAGAAGUCAAAACUCCUGAAGUUAUUGAAAAGAAAGAUGAAAUGAAACCUGUUUCACCUGAAGUCGUAGAAAAACAUUUUGUUCCGGAAGAAACUAAAUCUGCCGUAGUCUCCCCUAAAAGAGCUGACAUAGAAGAACCAUCUGAAAAACUGUAUCCAAAUGUGGAAAAACAGCUCACGGAACAGGUUGAGGAAGUUAUUGUAAAAGGAGAUGAAAUAAAACCUGAAUCACCUGAGUUUUUGUCAAAAUAUAUUUUUCCGAAAGGAACUAAAUCUGCUGUAGCCUCACCCGAAAAAGGAGAUAAGAAAGAAACUUUCGAAAAAAUAAUACUAGAUUCGGAGAAACAGCCCAUGGGGAAGGUUGAAGUCAUAACAACAAUAAAUGAAGAAGUCAAAACUUUUGAAUUCAUCGAGAAAAAAGAUGAAAAAGAACCUGAAUCACCUGGAGUCUUCGAAAAACAUAUUGUUUCGAAGGAAACUGAAUAUGCUCUAGUUUCACCUGAAAAAGCUGACAAAGAAGAACAAUCUGAAAAACUGGUUCCAGAUUUGGAAAAACAGCCCACGAAAAUGGUUGAAGAAGUCAUAGCAACAAUAACGAAAGAUGUCAGAAAUUCUGAAAUAAUCGAAGAGAAAUAUGAAAAGGUACCUGAAUCACCAGGAGACUUCAAAAAAGUCAUUAUCCCGAAAGGAACUGAAUCUGCUGUAUUCUCGUCUGAAAAAGCUGACAAAGAAGAACCAUCUGGAAAAAUGGUUCCGGAUUGGGAGAAACAGACCACAGAAAAUGUCGAGAAAGAAUUAACAACAAUAACAGAUGAAGUCGAUACCAAUGAAAUUCUCGAGAUGAAAUAUGAACAAGCACCUAACUCACCUGAAGUUCUAGAACAAGAUAUUGUUCUGAAAGAAUUUGAAUCCUCUGAAGCCUCACCCGAGAAAGUCGACAAAGGAAAACCAUCUGAAAAAAUGGUUCUUGAUUUGGAUGAGCAGCCUACGGAAAAAGUUGAGGGAGGCAUAACAACAUCAAGGAAAGAUGUGAAAAGUCAUGAAGUUAUUGAAAAGGAAUAUGAGAGGGAAAAUGAAUCGCAUGAAGUCCAAAUUGAAGGUGUUGUACCGAAAGAAAGGAGAUCCAGUGUAGCGUCAUCCGAAUCACAAGAACCGUCUGACAGAAUUGUUCCCAUUCUGAAGAUGCAGCUUUCGGACAAAGUUGAGAAAGAUAUAAUAACAAUGACAGAUGAAGUUGAUACUCAUGAAAUUUUCGAGAAGAAAUUAGAAGAAAAACCUAAAUCACCUGAAGUACUUUCAAAAAAAUCUAAGAAAUUGACAACAGUAACAGGAACGGCUGAAACAAUCGUAAUCUUCGGAGAGAGAGAUAGUGAGAAAUAUCACAUACCAAAAGCCGCACCCAAAAAUAAGAAACAAACAAAAUUUUCUAGAGAAUCGGAAAAAGGGAAAAAGAUCAUUGAAAGAAAAGGAAGUGAUAUGCCUUUGGAGACUCUGGCAAUUCAAAGGGAAAUUCCCAAGGAACAGGCGCGUUCUAAUAUCUCGGAAAGAGCGGUGAAAUCACUCAAAAGCCAAAAAGAUAUUAAAUCAAAACCGAAAACACAUUUAGAAAAGUUUUCCAAUGUUCCAAGAGGAGAUCUGAAGUUAUAUACACAAACAAGAGAUAAAACUUCGAUGGAAAGCACAACAGGAGAAAGCUCUAAAUCAACGUCUAUGGUUGGUGUAAAACCUAUAUCAUCCAAAAUCAAGACAAUGAGUGAACAAAGGGCACCAAAAGGGCGAAAAUCAAUUAUCGAAGAACAUGACAUAAAAAAAAGUUCAACUAUAUCAGUGACAAAAAUCAAAGAAAUAUCGUAUCCACCCUUGAAGCAAUUUCAAAGAAUUGAGUCUCCUAAGAAAUCGGUUGAGAUAGUACGAAAGAAACAAACCUCAGAUCGUCAAUUAGCGAAUGGAGUAAAUGGAAUAAUAUCACAUUCAUCUGGUUCCUCAACUGAAAAACAGUCUGCAGACAGAAAAUCCUUGCCUAAAAAAGGUAUUACUCAUAAAGAGAAAUCUUCUAACUUCACAUCCCAUAAGGAUUUGAUAUUCAAAUCAACCAGUAUCAAGUCUGACUCAUCAUCAGUGAGCAGAACAAAAUCCGUUGGAGUACGUGAUGAUGUAGAUGGGAGUAGAAUGAAAGAAUGGGAAGCCCCAAGACAGCAACUUGACUUGGAGCCCGAAGCUCCACCACUAGAAAAAGACGCAACACAAAAAGAAAUCAGCUGCGACCAACUUAACGAAGCAGCUGUUCCACUAACAACAACCGAAGCUAAACAAAUCCCACAGCCCAAACCGCGUAUAGUAAAAACACCUGAAAAGAUACAGCCACACAUCACGGAUGAAACUACCCCAGAAAAACCUGCAUCACCUGUUCGUGACGAUCUCUUGGACGAAGUACCAGAGAGUUAUUUUGACAAAAAAAGGUUCUGGGAGACGGUCACUCAAGAUGCUUCUCACAAACGAAUGAGUUUACAAGAAACUACGAUAACGGAAAUGGAGGCUGUUAGUAAAAAGAGAAUAUCGUUACACGAAUUUGCUUCGCCCCCAGUGCCAAAACCCAGAACUAUACUAAUGACGUCUCAAAGCUUAACGGAAAGUGGAAGCGAAGUUCAUACAAAACCACGUUCAGUUUUGCAGACCUCCCAAAGCGUUAUGGAAGAAGAAAUUAAUCAAAAGGUAUCUGUUAAAGACAGAGCAAUAUCAUUUGAAUCUUCAACGAGCGAAAGCAGUGGAUUAGUCCAGACCGAUCUAACGAAAAUAUCAGAAAGCGAUACUUCGCUCCAUGAUGAGAAGGUCAUGUCUGAAUACCAAGCAUCUUUUCAAUCACCGUCAGAGCGAAAAACUAGUCCGAAGUCUAUCGAAAAACUUAAAUCUGAGUUCCAGAGAGUCGACAGCAUAGAUUCCGAUAAAGCGCAAAGAGGCAGUAGUGUGAUGGAUAAUACCGGAUACAUAUCAGAUAGCGAAGACGUUGAACAUUACAUAUCUGAUUCAGAAAUUGAAGACAGAGUCCCUCAAAUACGAGAUAGACUGAUGAGUGUAUUCAUCCCUUCGGCAUCUACUGUUCGUAAACCCACUUACGAACGUUCGGCUUCCUUGCCAACGGAAGAUCUUUACGAAGUUUCAGCCAGAAGUAUCAAAGCACGUAAGGAAUAUUAUGAAGAACAAAUCAGAAAAGAAAUGAUCGAAGAACAACUCACCAGUGAAAUUGAAGAAGAACCGUCUCCUGAGAGAAAAAAUUUGGUUAGUUCUACAGAGGAAGAACAUACGGAUGCCGACGCUAGAAGCAUUGGAGAGGAAAUUGAAGAAAUAACUGAUGAACCUGUAAGAUGUAUUAAUAAAUUAGAGGAAAGUUUCGAAUCAUCGCCAGCUUCUCGAAAAUUAGGUGAAGUUGUAGAGGAAAAAGUUGGUUCGGUGAAAUCUUUAGCAGAAUCAUUUGAGAAAAAAGUCACGGAGUGUGUUCCGGAAAUUAAGAAAAAAGAGUCGUCAGAAAAAUAUGAGGAAUCUCAGGAAGAAAUAUGCAAUGAAAGGAUCAAAUCGUCUGUCAAGGAUCUAGCUAAAGGCUAUGAAGAACAACUAGGAGACGUCGUAGCCGGCAAAAAAAUUGGUCAACCUCCUAUAGAGGAAAGAGGGUUCUUACUCGAUAAAUCUACGAAAGUAUCAGAGAAUGAAGAGGUUGCCAGCCCGCAUGAUAUUGUUGACUUGAUGGAAGUUACUCAUCCGAAACUACCCUAUCCAGACAAAGAUACGCACAAACUAGAUUUGACCCAACAAGCUGACGAUCAGUUAUCAAUUUCAUACUUCACCCAAAAUGAAACGCACAAAGAAACUGAAAUUGAUAGUCAGUAUAAAUAUUUGGAAUCUCAACAGAGCAUCUCAUCGGACAAGAGUGGCGAACUGGUCGAUGAUCAGUAUUUGAAAGAUGACAGCCAUUCAACAAAACCGGAUUCUUUGGAAGUACUCGUAGAUAAAAGUGAGAUUGAGGACACUGAAAAAAUUGCAGAGUUAGAUCAAGAUAUUGAACGAAGAUCAAUCGAUUCUCUCGACACGGAAAGUUCUAAAAUGAAUCUUGAAGAUGAAAGUAUUCCGGAAAUAACAGUCACAUUAUCCGGAAAGCAAAGAAGAAUUAGCGAAGAAAGUGAUGAAUACUCUGAUAAACCAGAUGAUGUACAUACUGUAGAAAAAACGUUAGUAACAGAAUCGGCUAAGAAAAUGCCACAAAAUAUUAUUGGAUGUGAUCUUUCUGAAGAAGUUAUAUCGCAGUCUAUGGAAAAAAUAUUAGAAACAGAACCACCAACAUCACAGAAACUUGGUGAAAUCGCUGAGGAAUGUAUUCCACUGUCUGAUGUGGUUCAUACCAUCGAAGAAAAAUUGAUACUAGAUACUACUAUCGAUACUGAACCUUCGGAACACGAUAACGAUAAAUCCAAGCUCGAAGAUGAGAUGUCAGAAACGGAAUUGCCUCUAAAGUUGUCAUAUGAGGCGAUUCCGGAUACUGUUCAUGAAGAUCAGUACACCGAUAAACCUGAUAUGAUAUAUCCAACUGAGGAAACAUUGAAAGCGGAGUCACCGAUAAAAUUACCCCGAGAAAAUAUUCAGACUACAGUUUGGGAAGUUUCAGUAGAAUCACCCUUUGAGAAUGAAUUCGAUGAGACGGUUGAAGACAUCAAACCAAGUUCUAUUAAACUCACCCGAGAGUUCAUAGAAACAGAAAGACUAAUGAAAACAGAAACACAUUUGGAAGAUAAGAAGUUGUCCAUUCGUAGAAACAAAAGCCACCUAGAAUAUACUGAUUUCAUCGACACAAUUGAAACUACUGUGCAGAGUAAAUCCGAUCAAGUUAUCGCAAAGGCAGAAUCACCCAGUGAAGUAAAUGAAAAUAUAUUUGACAAAACAAUAAAAGAUAUUGAAAAAAGUCAACUUAGUGGUGAUGAUAUUGAAAUCAGUCACCUUUCACCAAAAUCUGAUAUAGUAUUUAAAGAAACUCAACAAGUUGACUUCAAGAGUACGAGCGAUAGUGAUAAUGUAGAUUUAAAAAGCAUAAAGAACCAGCAAGAAAAAAUGUCCGAACUCCUUGAAGCUGAAUUUAAACAGCAGUCUCUUGAAAUUCUGGAACACGUGUGUGUUGAUGUUUCAGAUGAAUCCAGAGGUAGUUUACUUGGCGUUGAGAGAGAUGAUGAUCUAAGCAGCAGUGUAAAAGACGAAUCUGAUUUGGGAUCUGAAAUACAUCUGGACCACUCAGAUUCUUAUGAAUCAGAUAAAAUGAGAUCUGAUAGUCAUAACGACAUUGAAAAAAUAAUUCUUGAUAGUUUACAGCAACAGAAAGUUCACCCAGAAGAUGCUAAGAAAAUUGCAAGUGCUCUUGUCGAAGAAAUCGAAGCAGAAAUUCACAAACAUGAUUCGUUGACUGCUGAUUGUUCAGAAAAACCCAUACAAAAGGUAGAAAACAGGCAAGUUUCAGAAUUUUUGAAACACCUAGCUGAAACAAAAGGUUUAGAUGAAAGGGAGGUUGAGCUCGUAGAAUCUGUAUUGGCAAGAAGACAAAGAGGACUUCCAAAACUCACAAGGGGAGACACUCAGGCAUCUAGUAUGGAAAUAACUGAUGAAGAUCUCAAGUACAGUGGGACAGAAAUGGAUUAUUCUCAUUUACUAGAACAGCAAAUGGAUCAAUUGGAAGCUGAAAAAAUCCAUGAUAUACGGUUGGAUUAUGACAGUUUUGAAGAGCAAUCGAAACGGUUCCAGGAUAAAUCUGGAUUUGUAGACAUAAUCGAUGAAGAACAUAGUGAAGAAACUGAAUCUUCGCGCGAUUACGAAAGUUAUGAAAACAAUCACGUCACCUCUGUUAAGAAAGAUACGUCUAUUAAAUCGAGUGAUGUUCUUAAAGGAGAGAAGUCACUUUCAGAGAUGAAAAAUAUACUUGUUGAUGAAAGCAAAACUACGUCGGAAACAUUCUCCGAAGAAAGUGACAUUCUGAAGUACUAUGUCGACACAUCCAUUAAAGAAGUAUCUCACGAAAGGGCUGAUGGAUAUGAUCUCGUUAAAAUGGAGGUAGGAAAUAUUGAAGUUAUGACUGAUCACACAUUAGAAUCUAAAGCAGAAAAAACUGAAACUGAAGUAGACAACAUUCUUCUUGAAAAAUCUUGUAUAGAAACAAAGGAAGGAGAUGGAUAUGUGUUACAUGCCAAAUAUGAUAAGGAUUUUACAGAAAAAGAGAUAGCUGAUGAUUCGAUGAAAGAAACUAAGUCAAGAACUGAAAAAGAUUCUGACGAAGUUAGUAGAAAAGAAAAAGUUACCUCAAGUGAGAAAAGUAGCAAAAUUGUAAAACAGGAAGAUGGAUCUCAAAUUGAAACUAGGCUUGAAUUUGAUAAGACUCACGUUAUAUCGAGUAGCACAGUUACCCAAAGAGAUCAUAAACAUGAAGAGAUCACGUCAGUUUUCAGUACCGUCGUUACUAGUGAUGAAGAUCUGGAAAAACUUGUUGCAAGUUGUCUUCCAGAAUCGGUCUCUGAAUCAAUACAUGAAAUAGUCAAAAGCUCUAGUAGUGAAUCUAAAUCAAGCUCAGAAUCCAAAACACCUGAGGAUUCUAAAAAAGAAGAAGAAAAAAUAACACAAAAAUCAUCGGAAGUAAUUUUCAGAAAAAGUAAAUCUGAUGCCGAUACAAGCAGUAGUAGCUCGAACUGGAAGCCAGAAAGAAAAUCUGGAGUAGAAUUUGAAGCAUAUUCCAGCUCUGGAGAGAGUCACUAUCACAGUUUUGAACUGGACAGUGGAAGAAGUAGACCUUGUUCCUCAGAUGUAGAAGGUUUAAUAGUCGCAGGUUCGUCUGAAUAUGAAAGUGCUCUUACCUCGCAAGAAUACUCAGCCAGGUCCCACAUCACGUCCACAGAAUAUCAAACUGCAGUAAGCAGCAUGAGUUCCAAAGAAAGUAUGAAGAGCUUAGAUAGCGAAAGUUCUGGAAAUUUGGCUAGCGUCGAGGUUUCAGAACAUUCCGAAACUUUGGUUCCGUCCACAAGCGAUUUAGACGAUAUUCUGGAUUCAAUCGAUCAACAGUUUCCAGAUGAAGUUGAGCAGAGUUCUGCUUGGAGUAGUCGUACACCAGCUUUACGUCAAAGUACCGAAAUCAGUGACUCAGAAAUACUCUCGUAUACUGGAGUUGGGGAAUCUGUGGAUUUUUCAGAAGAAGAAUCAUCUGACAUCAAACUAACAGAUGUACAGUCGAAAAUGAAACGAUCCUACGAGAUGACGUUCCAGCCGGAACCGAGAGUACUGGUAUCAGAGUUACCCCUAGGAGAAUUUGAAGAAAAACUGGGUACUAGUUUAGAUGAUGGGAGUAUUCUGAGCAUGUCCAGUACGUCCAGCACUGGGGCACAAAGAACCGUUAUAGAAUUAUCUAGAGCUGACUCUGAGAAACUGGAAGGAAGUAUGACAGUUUCGGGAACUUCAGAACAUCUCAGUUUAGAUGAUGUAGAGAAUAUGCCCCGGGGUAGUCGAGAGAGUCUCAUUGUUACACCAACUUCUCACACAAUUGAAAUAUCUACAUCCACCAUGAACUUCCAUCCAGAUCUUCCCAUCGAAUCUGUAACAAUUACCACUUCAGUUGUAGAUGAGAACGGUAUACAAAGUGUGAGCACUCAAGUCACUUCUGAAACUCAGUCUCCUGUAGAAGAAGUACAGAUAUUUAGCAAGACAGAAGAACCAAGAAGAAAAGGACAUAGACGUUCCGAUAGUUCAUUUACAAGCUCUAUGAUAAGUGCAACCACUCGGGCUGAGGUUGAGAGAAGAAUUCAGUCAGAACUUGCAGAAAGUGACAAGUACACCACGAAACUCAGUUUCAAAGAAACAAGCAGUGACGAAAAGAAAGAUGUCGAUGAAAGCGAGAAAGAAGAAAGUUAUGAAACAGAAGCAGACCAAGGAUUUCAUAGAGAUUUGCGUGAAGGGCGUUAUGUGGAUGUAGAAUCUGAUAACGAACCGGAAAAUUUGGAUAUUUCUAGACCCCAAUCAGAAGUAAGCAAAUCAGAUUCAGAGCAUCCACUUUCUACAGAGUCCUCGUAUGAGAGACCUGAUUUAGAGUUGAAGGAUUUGAUGAAAAAAUCCGAUAUAAUAGAAAGUACAUACCCUAUGGAACGACCAACAUCCCCUGGGCCAUGCGAAGGAACUAUGGAGAAAAGUCCUGAGUUGAGUUCCGAAAUGCAACAAAACGUUGAGGAUUCUGAACAAGAAAUAUCUUCAUUCACGUCUCGAGCCCGCGAUGGACCUAAAGUGGAAACAAGAAAAUCGUUGACGGGAAUUUCAGACUUCGUUCCAACGAAGGAUAUUCUAGAAAAACGUGACUCACACGGCAAAUCUAGUAAUACGUCUAGCGAAAAAUCCAGCUUUGAGGAGGCUGAAGCGGAAGCGGCAUUUAAUAUGGUAGCUCACAUAUCACCAGCACAUAAGGUGAAACAGAUAUGUCCCAUUUUGGAGGACGUGGAUGCAGAAAAACAUGAACUCGAAACAAGAGAGAGGGUUCAGAAAGAGUACGAAGAAAGACGGUCGCAAAUGCUAAAAGAUACGAGUCCUGGAUUUGUUCCAGAUAUAAAGAUAACUCAGCAUAUGACUCCUUUGGUAGAUAGUAGCUUCAGAUAUCCAGACCUCGAACUAGAAGCUAAAGAGCAUGAACAAGAAGCACAAGUUGGUGUUGAUACCCCUCAAACCCCUGCUUCAAACUCGAGUAAAAGUUCGGAAGAAACUGAUCAGGGCGGAGAAUAUGUACUAGAUGAGAAUGUAUACACCAUACAAGAAGAACCAGAGAUGGAGAAAGUUAUGACGGAAUCAAAAAGUGAAGUUGCGACAGUCAUAGAAACAACAAUGAGAGAGGGUUCUGAGAGAGAAACCGAUUCUCCGAGCAGUGAUUCGUUUGAAAUGCUAGAAAAACCAGACCUAAUAGACGAUUUUGUAGUUAUUGAGGAGGUAGGGAAAGAAGCACAUGAAUUUGAUGCGGAAGGAAAAAGUAUGAACAUAAAACACUCUGGAAAAAAAGAAGAGAAACAUGAUAUAGAAGUUGAACACUACUUGGCUCAUUCAGCACCAACCCCUCUCACAAGAAUGACAGAUAUAAAGUUCUACCCAGAAAGUACUUCUUCAAGUGAGGAACUGGGAUUCGACUUUGAAGAUAGUCCUCCCCUGUCAGAUAAAAAUAAGGUUGGAAUAUCCUCGAAAAUAGGUACUAUGGCUUAUGGCACCGAAUACGACAGAGAACUAGAAGCUAAUAGAAAAUGGAUAGAACAACAAUUUGCAGGAGACCAAGCUGCUAUGAUAGCUGCAGGCUAUGGGUAUGAAAUGGAAUUUGAGCGUGGUCCUCUGGAGGAUAUCAAAGAAGAAGAUGUGAAUGAUUUUGCUGCUUCUAGCUAUGGAUCUCAAAGAGACUCUGGAGGAAGUUUGAAGGAGUCCUAUUCUAGUACUCCAGAUUAUGAUGUUUUAGCAGGAAGGAAGUACUUUACCAGAUCGGGAGAACAUGAUGAUGUUUCAAUGUCGAGUUUACAGGAAUUUGAAAACCUUGAACAAGCAAUGUCAUUAGAAAUGCGUAAAUUCCAUCAAGGGUCUCAAGAUUCUUCUAGUAAUGGCAGCUUUAAAACCAGAUACAUCAGUAGUAGGAGUGGACAGGGUGACGAUAUUUCUGCAAGUUCGCUCAAAGAGUUCGAAGGACUUGAAACAGCUUGCAUCGCUGCGCACAAAAUCGAGGUCAAAGUCAAAGAAGAAGAGGCACUACUAGCCCAAAUAGACGAAGGGCAAGAAAGUAUCGCCUCAGAAUCAGAGAGCUGCGAAACAAUGUCUGUUACUGAUAAAAAAAUAGUUACAGAUACCGACGACGAUGACGAUUACGAAAAACGAAUGUUUGAGAUCAAUGAAAUCAUCAAACAAGCUCAGACUAACGUAGAACGAUUCACUGACCUAAAAGAGACUGAAAAAACGGAAUCUCUAGGAAGAGGUGAUUCUAUAGAAGAAGUGUCGAAAGUACCAGAUCUUGAUUUGGAUACUCCAAUUGUAAAAUCUACCAUUAAAGUGCAAUGGAAAGAAAGCGACGAUGUUAUGGUAAAUUCAACUGAUUCUUUAGAUCUCCAACUUGAAAAACCAAGUCAACACGGUAGUACAGAUAGUUUGGAUCAAAAAACAGGUGGUGAUGUAAUGACCACUAGUACAGACUCCAUAGAGCUUCAAGCUCAAAAAUCCACGAAAGACAAUAUUAUGACAGAUAGUAUCGAAAUAAGGGGGGAGGAGAAAAGUUAUAUGAUUUCAAGUGAUUCACUCGAUCUUGCUGCCGUUGAAACUUCAGGUAACAUUCUGAGUGAUUCAAUUGAUGAGGACGGAUCGCGACUUGGCGUACUGGAUCAUAGUAGCUCAAGUACAGGUAAAGAUUUCAGUUCAUCCGCAAAAGACGAUGAUGCAGAGCAUGAUCGAGAUGAUUAUCAAUUAGAAAGUACUGGUAGCAUUGACGUAACUGGUUCCACCGCUACCCAUGCUACAUAUCAGUAUGAUACAGAUUCAGUGUUAUCAGGUAGCUUCACCAGUGGAGGAUCUAAUACUAUGGUUUCUUCGACUAAUUCUAUUGAUCAAUAUAAACAGACCUCAUGUGUGGAUGUUGCAGCAGCAGUACGCAAGGUAUGGUUUGAUGAAGAACUUGAUGGCCGUCAAACUACUGAAUACACUGACGAGUCUUCCAGACCGUACGUAACAGAAGUUAUUGAGCCAAAUGAUGAUGAAGGAUUUUCCCAUACUAUACACCGCCGAGUUGAUUUACCACCGGAAGUACGGAGGGUAACUUUCACAGGUAGCGAUGCCGAUGAACGAAUGAAACAGUUCAUUCAGGACUUCAAUGAAGGAGAAGAAUGUGAGGAGACUGAAGAAAUAGACGAAGCUGGAAACAUCCAUAUCAAAAAAGUAGUUCAAAGAAGGUUCAUCGUCCGAAAUGAGGAUAGUAAUCGCCCCAUGUCAGGUCCAGAGAUAGAAGAAUACUUCCAACAACUGAAUCAACCUGACGUCGUACAAGGUCAGGGUGUGAUCACAAGGAGUAUAAGUGAAAGUCGUGGGGUUGUCACCAAAACUAUAUCAGACGGACAAGGAAGCAGAACAACCAUUACGCAGCAAUUUGAUCUUCCCUCUACCCAACUAACAUCGCUAACAAGAUCCCUAACAGGUUCCGACGAAGCCACAAGUGGUGCUACGUCGAAAGAGUCAACAGCUUCAACUAUGAAAACCCAGGUAACCCGUAGAAGACCACUUCGUUACGAGAUCAGUGUAGAAGACCAAACUGAAGUGGAUCCUAGGGAACAUGAUUGGCGCUUUAAUUUACCCAAACAUGCUGAAGGUGAAGAAGGUGCAGAAAAAGACGAAGCUGGAUAUGAAAGUAAAGUAGCUGAUCAACAUCAACUCUCUGAAGAAAUGAAAGCAUUACUCAAAGAACUCGAGAAAGAAAGUAAGCAAUAAGGAGAUACACAAAUAAUUAAAAUAAGUUAUCUCAAUGUGACUAAGUGUAUAAUCCAAAUAUGACUAUGACAUCAUUUUAUUGUAAUAUAUCUGAAAUUAUGACUUCGCUUCAAGCUUGUUACUCAAUGAUUUUUUUUUACUCAAUUCAGUGACUAAAAAAUAUAGUAUUACUUUCAAUGAGAUUACAUCGGUCCAUUUUUAAACAGCACCUCCUGCCGAAAAUUUGCCAUUUUGAAAAAAAUCAGUACUUUUAGCGAUUAUUGGAAAAAAAUCUGAUAUUUCAAAUCAGUGUAUAUUUCGUAUUUUGAUUCCUUAUAUGUAUAAAAAAAUGCAAGAGAUUCCCCAAAACCAAAAUGAAAUUGAAUUAUUUUUGCUUGCUAAAUGUUUACAAAUUGACAGCUACAGAGUGUUUUGGAGAAUUUCUUAUACCAUAAUGAAUAAAGUACUUAGGAAGAUAUGUUAGUACCACUAACUACAGUAUUCGAGAAUAUUUAUGCUGAAUUAUUCGUUUUUGUUAUAGCUGUUAUUUUUUAUAUAUAUGUAUAUUGCUUUAUUGUAAGUUAAGGUUACGGAGUUGUAAAAAUCGAAUGAGGAGGAUAAACAUUUUAAUAAAGAUAUCUAAUGUUAUUCUAGCUUCUAUGGUUGAAUUUAAUGUACUAUUAAUCGUUUUUCUGGUUUUCUUUAGCGGGUAAUAAUACUAUGGGUUAGUGGUUUUUCCUAUAGAUUUCAAGAAAACCAAAAGAACGGAAUAGCUUCUUAUUCGUUUUGAGUCUAUGUGAAAUAUUGAAUAUUUAUCCUGUGUAUCUAAAAAUAAAGCUUUCAAUAAAAUA
Messenger RNA from Leptinotarsa decemlineata (Colorado potato beetle), 20538 nucleotides. RefSeq lists its product as uncharacterized. Gene Ontology annotation, cellular component: cytoplasm. Gene Ontology annotation, molecular function: protein binding. NCBI's taxonomy places the organism in Eukaryota, Metazoa, Arthropoda, Insecta, Coleoptera, Chrysomelidae. The record is from RefSeq and is a predicted model, not a curated record. Gene Ontology annotation, biological process: signal transduction.